Cannabis sativa is the source of this 1589-nucleotide messenger RNA. RefSeq names its product early nodule-specific protein 2. Bases 63 to 1244 code for a protein of 393 amino acids. The record is from RefSeq and is a predicted model, not a curated record. Gene Ontology annotation, biological process: mRNA 3'-end processing. The transcript has 8 exons. NCBI's taxonomy places the organism in Eukaryota, Viridiplantae, Streptophyta, Magnoliopsida, Rosales, Cannabaceae.
AAAAAAAAAGGCUCUCUCUUUCGGAUUCUCUUCUCUCUCGCCGGUGAGUGGCGACAUUGACAAUGGCGGGAAGGCAAAUCUCAGGCGAUGGCUUACCAUCCAAUCUUGCUGGAAUGACCAAAUCACAGCUCUAUGACAUCAUGUCUCAGAUGAAGACAUUGAUUGAGCAGAACCAGCAACAAGCUAGACAAAUCCUUAUUCAGAACCCGCUUCUUACCAAAGCUCUUUUUCAGGCACAGAUAAUGCUCGGAAUGGUGCAGCCACCUCAAGCGAUUCCGAAAAUUGAGCAACCACCACCGCAGCAUUCUCAGCAACCAACACAAAUUUCUCAGCAGUCUAAUAUCCAGGCUUCUCAGUCAUUGUCAGUUCAAGUGGGUCCUAAGGACCAAGCUGGUUCGUCUCAGAUGCAGACUCCUGCACGGAUGCAACCUCAGAAUCAGCCACCCGUGGCUAUCUCAACUCCCGCACUUCCUUCUGUACACAUUCAGCCUCCUCAGCCUACACCUAUACAUCCUAUGCAAACACCACAGCCUCCUAAAGUACACUCGCAUCCCCAGGCUACACCAUCAUCUCUUCCGCUUCCGAAUUUACCUUCUCAUCCUCACCAUUCUUCUUCACAGCAACCUCCUCUUCAUCAAUCCCAAAUGUCUACACCUUCGGGUCCAUUGCAACAACAAUCUAUGCAGGCAGGUGGAAUCUCUCAUUUGCCUUUACAACCGCCUUUGCCACCACAACCAAGACCGCAUUCAAUGGGGAAUUUCCAACAUCAGUAUCCUCCUCAUAUGGGGGGGUAUCAACAUGGUGGUCCUCCUCCACAGCAUCAUUCACAGCCCAUGUUUCAUUCAGGUAAUAAGCCUCCGGGCAAUGUUGGGCCUGCAUUUUCACAUCCGCAGCAUCCACAUCAAAAUCAGCCACCUCCACAGUCGAUGUAUCAGGGAGGAAACAUGCCUAUGGGAGCAGAAUUCAACAACCAAGGUGGAAAUCCGAUGCAAAUGGAUAGAGGAUCUGCAUGGAUGCCUGCUCCACCCGAAAAUUCAGCAUUAACUCAGCUUUCUGCACAUCAGCCAGUAGUUCAUGGUCAGAUGGGUCCUGGAAAUCAGCCUCCUCGGGCCCCAUCGCUGACACCUGAGAUGGAGAAGGCAUUGCUUCAACAAGUCAUGAGCCUAACACCCGAACAAAUUAAUCUUCUUCCUCCCGACCAAAGAAAUCAAGUGCUCCAACUGCAGCAGAUAUUGCGCCAAUGAAAACAGUGAAUAUGAAUUCUUUUUUCAUGGCGGCUGAAAUCUACAGAUUGGUGUUUCGUCUUCCUUGUCAUCGACAUUGAUUAGUCGGCCACUGACGGGAAUUCUUGAAGUUUGACUCACAAUUCAUGAAAAUAGGUUAUGGCUCUCAAUGCUAUAGUAGUGCUCACCAUAGUUACUAUGCCUCUAAUUUGUGAAGUUCUGUUCAAGUAAAGUACUUGUAACUCUGCCAUAUAUAUCUAUUCUUUCAUUUUGGUCAAUUAAACAUUAAAAGACACAAACAUUCUUCAUCAUGAUCAUUCAAUAUAUGAUCACACAUGAAUAAUAUGAUCAAAAUUUCAUCUUUAA